Molecule: messenger RNA, 3121 nt
Organism: Menidia menidia (Atlantic silverside)
Lineage: Eukaryota; Metazoa; Chordata; Actinopteri; Atheriniformes; Atherinopsidae
Source: the annotation of a GenBank genome assembly
AGGGCUGUGUGGUGCAGGAAGGAGGGAACCAGCCCGAGCUCCAGCUGCUUGAAUCUCUCUCUCAGCGGCUGAAGGAGCCAGGUGCUGAUUAGAAGCUGUGGGAACGAAGAGGCUCCAGUCCUGAAAAAUGGCUCAGUCGGUGCAGGUCAAUCCAAAACUGCCUGAUUUAGGCUCUCCAUUCCACUACUCAAGUCAAGAGGAGGCUGAUCAGCCAGCCUCUUACUCUGUCCAGACUCCAUAUGGCUUCCAGCUGGACUUGGACUUCCUAAAAUAUGUGGAAGAGAUAGAGAGCGGGCACAACCUCCGCCGGGCGCCUCUCAGCUCCCGCCGUCCCGGUCGGGGGCUCAAACUUUCCCAGCGGAGUCCAGGUGUCGGGGGACGGACCAGCGGGUGGACGUCCACGGAGUCGCUUGCGUCUCCGGCCAGCGAGGAUGGCCGAGCCCCCCCCCCGCCGCCGCCGCGUAACCGCAUCGGCUCGGCGCCGUGCGAGGGACUCUCCCUUUCUCCCGUCACCGUCCUCAGCGUCCCGCCCCUGUCCGCCGGGGCCAAAGUGCCACCGCCCCCGCCCCAGCGCAACCCCAGAGUGGAGCGGACGCUGCUGGAAACCAGCCGGCGGCUGCAGCAGGAGCAGAGCGGCCAGCAUCAGAACGGCGGCCGCCUCCAGCUUGCCGAUCCCCCCAAACAGCUCACGUUCUCCCCGGCCGUUCAGACUCUGCAGAGUAACUUGAUGAGACCCAGCCCUCAAACCUCUGGGCGCAGCACGCCGGCCGCCGGCACCACCGUGACCCCCGUCCCGCCCAGCCAGCUGCAGACGGUUAGAGAGCAGAUGGCCACUGCCUUGAAGCAGCUGAAGGAGAUGGAGGAGCGGGUGAAGGGCGUUCCCGCUCUGGAGAGAGAGGUGGCCAAGCUUCGGGCAGAGAAAGACAUGCUUCUGUCGGCCCUGGAGGAGAAGAAAGCCGCCCUCGAGGUUACCCAGCAGAAGCAGCCGUCCGCAGAGUCCUCCACUCAAACUACAGAGACACUGGACAGUGAGCACAGUGGCCAGGCUUCCCCAAGCACGAGUGGGCACAAGGGCCUCGUAAAAUCCGGUGACUUGAAAAGGCUCACGGAAAAGUUUGAGGGGAAGGAGCAGAAGUCUGGCCAACAGUCGGCCAAGGUUUUGACGAACACUCCAGAAAAAGUAGCUGUCCAAAAGAAAUCGGUGGCCGUUGGGGAGAACGUGCCCAUGGCCUCCGUAGUUUUCUACUACAGCCACGGUGUGAAGGACUCGUCUGUCGGCACGGAGGUGAAUACGUGUGAAAAAUGUACCGCGACAGAGGCCCUACCCGUUCAUGAACGGGCCACGCAAGUCAGGCCAGACGCGGAGGAUGCGGAGGUUUGGGUCAUGGAGUCGCUGCUUGGGCUGACCACCGAGGCCCAGCGCGAGAUCGACACCUUACAGGACACCAUCAAAUUCCAGCAGGAAUCCAUCGUGGCUCUGGAAGAUCAGUUGAGGGUUACCGACAAAGACCUGGGAAUCUUCAAAGCCCAGCUGGAGGAGAAAACUUCUAAAGUCAUGCUCGAGAAGGAGGUCCUCGCCAAACCGGACACGACAGAUGCCCAGGUCGAGACGUUGCCCGCAGCGUUGAAGCAUGCCGCGGUCUCGUGCCGUCCGGAGGUGACGGACGUCUGCGUGGGCGAAAGCUCAGCAGCAGAUCAGAGAGAACAGAGCGCCCAGACCGAAGCUCCGGAGGAAGCCCCGGAACCGGCCGCCGCUGUGCUGGUCAGCGUCGGCUGCCAGUGGGAGAACGUGAACGAUGACAAGCCUGAGGAGCCGAAAGCGCCAAAGAAGAGACAGCUGACCAUUGCUGACUACAAGGUCUCACCAGAGGAAGAGCUGGUCUGUGUGGUGGAGAAAAAAGAGGCAGACAAAGGAGAGGAGGCCACAGCCAGCAGCACCAAAACAGGUAUGCUGAAAUCAAUCAUGAAGAGGAAGGAUGGGAGUAACUCGACAGAGAAUCGCUCGGCCGGGAAGAAGAGUCUGCAGUUUGUUGGCAUUCUAAACGGGGGGUAUGAAUCUACCUCCAGUGAAGAGGAAGAGGAUGAGGAGGAGGAGGAGGAGGAGGAAGAAGAGGAGGAGGACGGCAGCUCCUCUGGAGAAAGUGGAGAAGGAGAGUGCUUGGAUAGCACGGAGGAGGAUGAGGCGGCUCUGGAGGAAGAAACCUCAGAGGAGGAGAGAAAUGUCAACCUGGACGAGAGUGAUACCGACGAGGAAACACUGAGAGCUGCAAACUACUCAUCAGAUGCUGUGAAAGAAAAGUUUGAGUUUAGCUUAAAAAUGCGUGAAGCCUGCCUCAUUCUGAAGAACCACCUGAACGACGACGUCAAAGCGUUGAAGAGUAAGGAAGUGCUCUCCAGCACACACAGCGUCCAGCUGGAGUGGUUCAGAAUAUCCAGUGCGAAGAUGGCCCAGCCUCCCCGCGUCUCAGACUACCUGAUGGCGUUUUCGGAGGUGUCCUCCGUGCUGCUUCAGCACGUGGUCAACAUGACCGACGGCAACGGCAACACCGCUCUCCACUACAGCGUCUCCCACUCCAACUUUGGAGUUGUCGGACUCCUGCUUGACACAGGUGUGUGCUGUGUGGACAAGCAAAAUAAGGCGGGCUACACAGCCAUCAUGCUCGCCGCCCUGUCCACUGUGAAGGAGGAAGACGACAUGGCCGUGGUCAAAAAGCUCUUCAGUCAAGGCAACGUCAACGCCAAAGCCAGCCAGGCCGGCCAGACGGCCCUGAUGCUGGCCGUGAGCCACGGCCGACAGGAGAUGGUGCGAGCGCUGCUGGAGUGCGGCGCCGACGUCAACGUGCAGGACGACGAGGGAUCCACGGCCCUGAUGUGCGCCAGCGAGCACGGCCGCGCCGAGAUCGUCAAGCUGCUCCUGGAGCAGCCGGGCUGCGACAUCUCCAUCGUGGAUAAUGACGGCAGCAAUGCUCUGUCUAUUGCACUGGAGGCGGCCCACAAUGACACAGCUGUGCUCCUUUAUGCUCAUAUGAACUACGCCAAGACCCAGACUGCGGCCGUGGGAAGUCCAAAGACCCAGCCCAGGAGCCCCACAAGCACACACAAGUCCUGGCCUGUAGACUGA